Messenger RNA from Phoenix dactylifera (date palm), 1029 nucleotides. RefSeq lists its product as uncharacterized. The record is from RefSeq and is a predicted model, not a curated record. NCBI's taxonomy places the organism in Eukaryota, Viridiplantae, Streptophyta, Magnoliopsida, Arecales, Arecaceae. Gene Ontology annotation, biological process: thylakoid membrane organization; chloroplast organization. Gene Ontology annotation, cellular component: chloroplast.
GCUAUUUUAAUCCAGUUUCUCUCUCGAAAACAUGCUCUUCCCCUCGCGCCGGGCUAUCUGGAUCCUUCGCCCACUUUGGAGGCAUCGGACCGCAAGGAAGGUUUUCCCUUUCAUUUCUUGGCAUGAUGUCUCUAACAGCUGGAACAGUACCUACACUCACAAUUUCAUUUAACAGAUUGCCAGAAAAAACAAAGAUCUUGCAGGCCCAGAGGCUCCAACUUACCAAGUCUGGUAUUGCAGUAACCUACACCAAAUUUCAGCCAUUUCAAAACAGACAACCCAUUUUGCAUGUUCAAAGGCUGCGCUCUACUGCAGUGAUCUGUGCUGCUGCCUUGAAUGCAAGAUGUGCAGCAGAGCAAACACAGACUGUCACACGCCAGUCAUCAACAAUCACUCUUGCUCCCAUCCAAGGAAAAGAGAAAUCACCAGAGCUUGAUGAUGGGGGUACUGGACUCCCACCUCGUGAUGAUGGCGGUGGUGGUGGUGGCGGUGGCGGCGGUGGAGGUCAUCCUUGGUCAGGUGGUUUCUUCUUUUUUGGUCUGCUUGCAUUCCUUGGCUUCCUGAAGGAUCAAGAGAGCGAGGGACCCUACAGGGAGGGUAGGAGGAGAUGAUUGAUCCAACCAAGAUAAUCUGCCGUUGCAACAUGUACGCAUUUCUUCUGCCAAAGAAGACAAUAGAAAAGAAGAAAAAGAGAGGGCGAUCAAAUUAUUUUAUUUCCUACAUUUUUAGGAUCUGUUAAUGCAGAAAAGUGCAUUGAAGACCCACUGAAUAUGCUAUCAGUAAAAAAAAAAGACCCAUUGAAUAGAGCUGCAAUAUAAAUGGUGAUGUUUUGGUUUGGGGGCAAAGGUCCAGCUUGAACUGAAAAUCCUUACAUGCAUUUAUUCUCUAAUGGGCCGUCUUAUUUGCGUUCUUUUGGUAACAAUGGGCUGUCUUGUUAUUGUACAUGGUGCAACAUCAAAUCUUGCCCUCCAAAUUAUAUAUGUAUUAUUUGUUUGAUAUUUUAUUUGGAUGUGAUAUUGGAUGCCUAAA